CCGAAGUACGUGUGUAUCAUACAUUCCCUUACGAUCCGAGCAGCCCGUAUCUAUGCUAGCUAGUUGUUUGUCGGAAACAAGGCCGUUCCUCGCCCGUUCCGGAUCACAACAAUGAAACUGUCGGCAUCAUUGGAGUAUUUGAGCUCUGGAUGCAAUCGAAGUCCAGGAAGUGUCUGUUGGUCUAAUGACGCUGUAGCCUACGGCUCGAGCAGCAAUGUGGUUGUCUACUCAUCCAAAUUGAAUAAAGCGAUUCUAAGUCUCUCGGGUCAUCGAGGAAGAGUAAAUUGUGUAAGUUGGCUUAAAGUUGUUUCACGUGGAUCUACACGUUUCCAGAGAUCUGCGGAGGUUUUGGUUUCUGGUUCGGCGGACAAUACGGUUAUCGUUUGGAAAACAAAUGUUGAAGAUGGCAAACUUGUUGCAAAACUGGAAGGUCACACAGGUCCAGUAACAGCUCUUGCUACUCUGUUGGUUAUAAGCACUAAAGCCAGUGACAAAAUGACACUGAUUGCCACAACCUCUACAGACUCAUCGCUUCGCAUCUGGCAGCAAAAGAACUUAGGUAAAUUUGUCCAAGUUCAAACAAUUCCGUUUGGUCGCGGGUUUGCUCUGAGUGUGGAUCUUGCUGUAUUGACAGAGUGUGAUGGUGAAGUUCCAUUCUUGGUGUGUGGCUGUGACGACUCUAUACUUCACUGUUAUGUUUGGCAUGGCAAUGAGUUUAAUGAAGUAUUGGCUCUUAGUGGGCAUGGAGAUUGGAUUAGAGGUGUUGAUAUGACAGUUACAGGUCAGUACCAGCAUCACAGUUGCCACCUUCACAGGAUGCAUUCAGGCAACAUAUAUUCUUUGAGCAAACUACCAAGCUGCUGCGUGGCGAAGGGCACCCAUUGCGCAGCUAGACGUUCCAAGCCCUUAUAAUCAUGGCUGGAUACUAAGACCAACGAUGGCCUGUAUGACUUCGAUCAUUGGAUGGAGAAAUUACCAGCAUCGAGAGCCUUGUUGGAGAUGGUUAGUGCAAUUGCAAAACAGGCUGCACAAGUCAGCGAUGCUCUUGCGGGUCAAUUAAUCUUGUUUGCACUGAUGUUUAUGGCUGCAUGGAGAAUAAUUGUUGUAACUGGCAUCAAAAAGACGGGACUCACGGUACUACGGAUGAACUCCUGCGGUAGCAGCGAAGAA
Molecule: messenger RNA, 1170 nt
Organism: Corticium candelabrum
Lineage: Eukaryota; Metazoa; Porifera; Homoscleromorpha; Homosclerophorida; Plakinidae
Product: elongator complex protein 2-like
Exons: 6
Coding region: 112-912 (266 amino acids)
Biological process (GO): tRNA wobble uridine modification
Cellular component (GO): elongator holoenzyme complex
Molecular function (GO): protein binding
Source: RefSeq, a predicted model, not a curated record